UCCUCUCUGCCUGCCCUUCCUUCUCUCUGCAUUGCCAUUACUCCUCUCUGCCUGCCAUUCCUUCUCUCUGCAUUGCCAUUACUCCUCUCUGCCUGCCAUUCCUUCUCUCUGCAUUGCCAUUACUCCUCUCUGCCUGCCAUUCCUUCUCUCUGCAUUGCCAUUACUCCUCUCUGCCUGCCAUUCCUUCUCUCUGCAUUGCCAUUACUCCUCUCUGCCUGCCAUUCCUUCUCUCUGCAUUGCCAUUACUCCUCUCUGCCUGCCAUUCCUUCUCUCUGCAUUGCCAUUACUCCUCUCUGCCUGCCAUUCCUUCUCUCUGCAUUGCCAUUACUCCUCUCUGCCUGCCAUUCCUUCUCUCUGCCUUGCCAUUACUCCUCUCUGCCUGCCAUUCCUUCUCUCUGCCUUGCCAUUACUCCUCUCUGCCUGCCAUUCCUUCUCUCUGCCUUGCCAUUACUCCUCUCUGCCUGCCAUUCCUUCUCUCUGCAUUGCCAUUACUCCUCUCUGCCUGCCAUUCCUUCUCUCUGCAUUGCCAUUACUCCUCUCUGCCUGCCAUUCCUUCUCUCUGCCUUGCCAUUACUCCUCUCUGCCUGCCAUUCCUUCUCUCUGCCUUGCCAUUACUCCUCUCUGCCUGCCAUUCCUUCUCUCUGCAUUGCCAUUACUCCUCUCUGCCUGCCAUUCCUUCUCUCUGCCUUGCCAUUACUCCUCUCUGCCUGCCAUUCCUUCUCUCUGCAUUGCCAUUACUCCUCUCUGCCUGCCAUUCCUUCUCUCUGCAUUGCCAUUACUCCUCUCUGCCUGCCAUUCCUUCUCUCUGCAUUGCCAUUACUCCUCUCUGCCUGCCAUUCCUUCUCUCUGCAUUGCCAUUACUCCUCUCUGCCUGCCAUUCCUUCUCUAUGCAUUGCCAUUACUCCUCUCUGCCUGCCAUUCCUUCUCUCUGCAUUGCCAUUACUCCUCUCUGCCUGCCAUUCCUUCUCUCUGCAUUGCCAUUACUCCUCUCUGCCUGCCAUUCCUUCUCUCUGCAUUGCCAUUACUCCUCUCUGCCUGCCAUUCCUUCUCUCUGCAUUGCCAUUACUCCUCUCUGCCUGCCAUUCCUUCUCUCUGCAUUGCCAUUACUCCUCUGUGCCUGCCAUUCCUUCUCUCUGCAUUGCCAUUACUCCUCUCUGCCUGCCAUUCCUUCUCUCUGCAUUGCCAUUACUCCUCUCUGCCUGCCAUUCCUUCUCUCUGCAUUGCCAUUACUCCUCUCUGCCUGCCAUUCCUUCUCUCUGCAUUGCCAUUACUCCUCUCUGCCUGCCAUUCCUUCUCUCUGCAUUGCCAUUACUCCUCUCUGCCUGCCAUUCCUUCUCUCUGCAUUGCCAUUACUCCUCUCUGCCUGCCAUUCCUUCUCUCUGCAUUGCCAUUACUCCUCUCUGCCUGCCAUUCCUUCUCUCUGCAUUGCCAUUACUCCUCUCUGCCUGCCAUUCCUUCUCUCUGCAUUGCCAUUACUCCUCUCUGCCUGCCAUUCCUUCUCUCUGUCUACCAUUCCUUCUCUCCAUUUGCACAGCCAUCCUCCUGACCUCUUUCACCCUUUCCAUAUCUCCAUUGCGAUACCCCCCCCUGCAGUGCCAGGCCCCCUAUCUGGUGGUGGGCCAGCAAGUCUGCAUCAAUUCACCCGUCCUCACCACCAUGCAGCAAGCUCCCAACGCCAACUACUCCAUAUACACCGUCCGUGCCGGCGAUACCCUCUCCACCAUCUCCUCCCUCUACCUCCCUCGCUGCACGCGACUCUCCGUAUCCCCCGGUGCCAUUGCCGCCCAAAACUUCAUCACCAACCCCUCUGCACCACUCCCCGUCGGCACCAACCUCAUCAUCCCCUGUAUUGGCGGCAUCGGUAUAAUUGACGCCAGCUGUUCAGACUCGCUUAUCAAGUGCGGAGCGGAUGGUGUCACGUACCAGUCAUAUUGCGACGCGACAGCCAACUUUGCUCUUCCCGUCCAAGAUGGUCCGUGUGGCGGCUGUGCGAGUGCCUGCGUUGGCCGCAUGGGGCUGGCCCCUUUAACCGGUUUCAGCUGUUAUCAAGCCAUCUGCCCGUAUCCAACCUGGUUUGCCCCCUACCUGGUGCUGGGUCAGCAAGUCCGCAUUGACUCACCCAUCCUCACCACCAUGCAGCAAGCCCCCAACGCAAACUACUCCAUCUACGCACUCUGCCCCAACGAUACCCUCUCCACCAUCUCCUCCCUCUACCCCACCCGCUGCACAACACUCUCCGCAUCCCCCGCUGCCAUCGCCGCCCAAAACUUCAUCGACAACCCCUCUGCACCACUCCCCGUCGGCACCAACCUCACCAUCCCCUGUAUUGGCGCCAUCGGUAUGAUCGACGGCGGCUGUGCGACGUCUUCCACAGUGUGUGGAGUGGAUUUCACCUCGUACCCGUCGUACUGCCAAGCAGCCGUGAACUACGCCCUUUCACUUUUCCAUAAUAGCCCGUGUGACAAGUGUGGGGCGGCGUGGCCAUGGGAUUGGCCCCGGCCUACGGGUUCGGCUGCAGUCAAGCCAUCUGCCCGUAUCCUGGUAUCCAACAUGGAUGGCAGGCCCAGACUGCACUCUAAGAGAUGGCAACAACGGUAG
This is a messenger RNA of Closterium sp. Naga37s-1, 2598 nucleotides long. The record is from the annotation of a GenBank genome assembly. NCBI's taxonomy places the organism in Eukaryota, Viridiplantae, Streptophyta, Zygnematophyceae, Desmidiales, Closteriaceae.